AUGAUACGAGCUCCCAUCAUCAACACGGCGCUGAAUGCUGCCAGCACAUUGCGACAAGCCUUGUCGGGCAAGAACGCUUUUGAGGAGGUGAUUUCAGCCAGAGGGGCGCAAGAACUUUGCCUUCGCGAUGUUUCAUCUGCGCCACUUUGGCUGCUUGCAUGUAGACGAGCACGAAGUCACGCCGAGAAGGCUUUUGCCACAGGCUGCCCGACCGAAGUGGCAACCAGCCUUGCACACUGGUCCGAGCUGAACCGCUUCGGACAGGUGUUGCAACACGUGGGUGCACUCAGACCUGCACUGGUACAAAGACAUCUGACCAAGCUUGCCGACAGCUGGUAUGAAACGGCAGUGACUAGAGGAGUCCAGUCGGGGCUCCUCAAUCCUGCAGAGGUGCGGGGCAUCCCCGCUGCUGCUCUGUUACGUGCCUCUGUCGAGGACUCGACGUCCGAGCUCGUUACGCUGGCAGAGAAGCAGCAGCAGAAUCUGCACGACUGCCUGCAGCAAGGCUUGGCUGGACAAAAACAAGGGUUCUUGCAUAUGAACGAUGAGGACCUUCGUGGCCUGGCGGACAUGAUGAAGUCUGUAUAUGCUAGUGAUCUUGGCUCUGCUGCAGUUUGGCGCCGAGCCAAAUACAAAGUUCCUGUUAGCUGGCCGGACAUGCACAAGAUUUCGGAUUAUUGCCAAAACGCCUCGACGCGUCAACGCAUGUUCGAGGCGUACUAUGGGGGUUUCGACACCUCCGUGGACGAGGCGGCCCUUGAGCUUCUGAGAACACGCCGGCAGAUUGCUCAGAAGCUCGGCUUCAGGAGUUGGGCUGACCUGGAGAUGGCACCUCUGGCUCUGGGCGAUGAGGCAGGAGCGCGUCGUUUCCUGGACCUCUGCUGGAAGGAUGCUCAGGCGUCUCUUGCUCCCGUGCACAAGCGAAUAGAAGAGUGGAGCUCAAGAGACGCAUCAGGUUCCGCCCAACGAGGCCGCAAAGUCAGCCAGGUUGAUGAGGCCUUUUGGCAUGCACACCUGUCACGACAAUCUGAUAUCUGGAAGUUUGCGGAGUACCUAUCGCUGGAGAAAAGCCUGCCUGGCCUUCUCGACGUCGUUGGCAAAGUCUAUGGUGUCACUUUCCGGGAGGCCACUGCUUCUGGGUUCUUCUCAAGACUUCCCGGUGGCUGGCACACCUCGGUGAAGAUUUUUGAGGUCGUCGAUGGGGCACCGCGUCCUGCUGGAGUUAAACGUGAUCCCGGCAAGGGGAUGCUGGGCUAUGUGUACAUGGACCUCUAUUCAAGGUCCAUGCUGGGCCGAGAAGCUGUGGAGCUGGCUGGGGCGAUAAGCCUUUGUCCUGGUCACGCAUACGUGAGCUUCAAACUGUCCAGGCCGCCUUUGGGCCGGAGCAAGCUGAUGAACGUGGAGGAAGCUGUCAUGGUUGCCCACGAACUCGGUCAUGCAAUACAUAUGCUCUGCCACGCGGGAUCUCCGUGUGAUUUUCAGGACAUGCCUCUGGACUUGGUGGAACUGCCCUCCACGCUGGUGGAAACCAUCGUUCUCCAGCCGAAGAGCUUGGCAAAGUACGCAUGUCACUACAACUCCAAUCGCCCUCCGCCUGAAUCCUUGAUCCGUUCGUGCCAGCGUAACCAGCGCUUCUUCAUCAACGCUUUGCAGAAUGCAAGUGUUUCGCUGGGACUGCAUGCCGAGGCAUUCGAUCCCUUCAAGGCGACGCCGGCUGAUCUUCGAGCUGAGGCAGUGUCUUUGUGGCAGCGCUAUUCCCUGGUGCCCGCAGAUCCUGCCUUCCAUCCAUUCGGCACCGAUGCUGGCGUACACGUAGCAAACGGCGGAAAUCAGGUAGCAUACCUUGUUUGCUAUUUGCGUGUUGCGGGCAUUCUGCAAGCAAAAAAUGGAAGGAAAGACGGAGAUGCUGUUUGGCUGCAGCCAGACUUUCCCAAGCGCAUUCGUGGGCAGCUGUUGGACCAGAACUUCGCUACGAAGGGAUGGGCCUCCCGGUUUCCAGCGAAAGCUCAAAGUGUGACCCACAGAGCUCAUACUGCCGUUUCUUCUGACGGGUGA
Molecule: messenger RNA, 2055 nt
Organism: Symbiodinium sp. CCMP2456
Lineage: Eukaryota; Dinophyceae; Suessiales; Symbiodiniaceae
Source: the annotation of a GenBank genome assembly